This is a messenger RNA of Panthera uncia (snow leopard), 456 nucleotides long. RefSeq names its product fatty acid binding protein 1 (gene FABP1). NCBI's taxonomy places the organism in Eukaryota, Metazoa, Chordata, Mammalia, Carnivora, Felidae. The transcript is spliced from 4 exons. Gene Ontology annotation, molecular function: fatty acid binding. Gene Ontology annotation, biological process: fatty acid transport. Gene Ontology annotation, cellular component: cytosol; nucleus. Bases 39 to 422 code for a protein of 127 amino acids. The record is from RefSeq and is a predicted model, not a curated record.
AGCUGCAGAUCAGCUGUGGAGGGAGCCUCAUUGCCACCAUGAACUUCUCCGGCAAGUACCAACUACAGAGCCAGGAAAACUUUGAGGCCUUCAUGAAGGCAGUCGGUCUGCCUGACGAACUCAUCCAGAAGGGAAAGGACAUCAAGGGGGUGUCGGAGAUCGUGCAGAACGGGAAGCACUUCAAGCUCACCAUCACCACGGGGUCCAAAGUGAUCCAAAAUGAGUUCACUUUGGGGGAGGAGUGUGAGCUGGAGACCAUGACUGGGGAGAAGGUCAAGGCAGUGGUUCAGAUGGAAGGUGACAAUAAGCUGGUGACAACUUUCAAAGGCAUCAAGUCUGUGACUGAACUCAAUGGCGACACAAUCACCAACACCAUGACACUGAAUAACAUUGUCUUCAAGAGAAUCAGCAAGAGAAUUUAGACAAGUCUGCAUUUCAUAUUCUUUUACUGUGUAA